This is a messenger RNA of Gamsiella multidivaricata, 676 nucleotides long. RefSeq lists its product as uncharacterized. The record is from RefSeq and is a predicted model, not a curated record. Bases 320 to 676 code for a protein of 118 amino acids. The transcript is spliced from 2 exons. Lineage: Eukaryota; Fungi; Mortierellomycota; Mortierellomycetes; Mortierellales; Mortierellaceae.
CAUCGGCCUUGACAUUCAUGUCGAAAAUUUCAGAACGCCAGAAAGCUCUCAAGGAAGCGGAGGAGAUGUUUAUGCUUGCCGUUAUUGAUUCCGACUCGGAACUGGAGGAGGAUAAUCUCAUCUGUUACACCUUGAUCGCCGAAUCCCACUAUUUCGAUAGACUAGAGUAUUAUCGAAAAAAAUACGCUUCACAACCAAGGCUUCGCCAGGCAAGGACAAGGGAUCUUCUAAAAGCUUCGAUGUGCGGAAGAAUCCUCCAGUGUCAUUGCAUGGUCAUCAACCACUGGAGACAGCGAAUAGCACAUCUGGCAGUCUGAACAUGGCUAACAUUAUGAGAAGGAAAUACGAAAGAUUGCACGAGUUGGAGGAGAAGAGGUGGCAGCGCGAGGAGAAGAAGGAAAAGGCGAGGCAGGAGCGCAAAGACAGGAAGGGAAAGGGGAUGCAGGAGCGCGAAGAUAGAGAGGAAAAUGAGAGGUUGAGGAAGGAGCAAAAUAAGAGAGAGCGUGAGUUGGUGAUGCUCAAAGAACAACUUGCAUUUGCACUUCUUCAAAACAGCACCUCAAGUAAUGCCGCAGUUGUCUCUGGGUUGAUCAGCAGCUUGGCGACAGUAAGCCACCCCACUACCGAACCCACCAACGGCUCCAUUGACGAUGCCAUCGUCAUUCCCACCAAGUAG